Molecule: messenger RNA, 498 nt
Organism: Erinaceus europaeus (western European hedgehog)
Lineage: Eukaryota; Metazoa; Chordata; Mammalia; Eulipotyphla; Erinaceidae
Gene: SEC61G
Product: SEC61 translocon subunit gamma
Exons: 4
Coding region: 129-335 (68 amino acids)
Biological process (GO): post-translational protein targeting to membrane, translocation; protein targeting
Cellular component (GO): Ssh1 translocon complex; membrane
Molecular function (GO): transmembrane protein transporter activity
Source: RefSeq, a predicted model, not a curated record
AGGCUUCAGCGAAGAGCCAAUGAGAGCGGGGGGUGGGCGAGGUGGAUGGGGUUUCCGGUUCCGGUGGUCUCGUCGGGUUCCUAGUGCGACGUGUCUCUGACUUCUCUGCAGUGACAGCAGCAGGCAUUAUGGACCAGGUAAUGCAGUUUGUUGAGCCAAGUCGGCAGUUUGUGAAGGACUCCAUUCGACUGGUUAAAAGAUGCACCAAACCUGAUAGAAAAGAAUUCCAGAAGAUUGCCAUGGCAACAGCAAUAGGAUUUGCUAUAAUGGGAUUCAUUGGCUUUUUUGUGAAGUUGAUCCACAUUCCUAUUAAUAACAUCAUUGUUGGUGGCUGAAUACCUUUUUAGAAGAGUGCUUUUCAUCUUGGGAAUUUGUGAAGAAAAGAGGAUUUCAGAAGCUCAUGGAGUAAAAUUUGCCUAUGGAUUUUGUAUUUUUCUGCCAUGUCUCCCCUUCCAAGAUGUUUUUUUUAUUUCUAAAUUAAAAUAAUUUCAAAGUAAA